CAACCGCGCAUGUUUUGCAUCAUCCACGACGCUCCCAUGGCCCAGCUUCUCCGCACUUGUCGCCCAGCUUCCUUUCUUUCCUUUCUCCUUUUUCCCUUUGCGCCACCGCCAUUAAGUGGAACCGCCUUUGUUCAGCUCCUCUCCUCUCCUCCCCAUGAAGUCCAAGUUUUUUCUCUCUCUCUUUUCCCCUCCGGAUAGGCGCGAGGGGCGACCAAAGGCGCGGGAAGCGGAGACGUCGAGAGGGCCACGCCUGGUGGAGGGUCGACGGCGGCCGUGAGUGGCUCGUGUUGCUAUUUCGAGCCUGCGGGUAAGCGCUGAGCCCUCGAACCCCCUGAAGCCAAUGGUCCGCGCCUAAGCUUCGGAUGCUGUAGCGCAGCGAACCGGCCUCUGGCUGCACGGCCUUUGCUGCUGUCACACGCCGCCGUGCCAAUGAGCAAGUCGUUUUGCGAGGCGCUACCGCAGCCGUCGGCAAUCGCAGAGCGCCUGUCACAAUGUGGCGUCCAGAGAAGCCGUUGCCUUGUCGCUGGUGAAAGAUAAGUAGCAGUGGUGACUGGUGUUGCUUCCCACCCUCCACAACCUGCAGAUGCGGUCCUUACAGCGAAAUCGACUUUUUCGACUUCAGAUUUCAUCUUCGCCACAUCGUGUUUGCCACGAGCCUCUCGCCCCUCCCCGGAACAGGCCGCAUCGUAUCGUUGCUCAGGCUCAAAGUGACAAGCGGGGACCAG
This is a messenger RNA of Trichoderma atroviride IMI 206040, 725 nucleotides long. Lineage: Eukaryota; Fungi; Ascomycota; Sordariomycetes; Hypocreales; Hypocreaceae. The record is from RefSeq and is a predicted model, not a curated record.